UUGAUCACUUUUUUCUGUCAUUUUUUUUUCAAAACCGGCACUCCGAUAAAUGAUUUAUAUACAGGAUUUAAAUGGAAGUUUCCGAAUCAUGUGAUUUAUCACAUGAUCAAUUUUUUCUAUAUCAAAUUUUGAUGUCUGAAAGAGUUUAAAUUAUGGUUUGCCAUCAGGUAUGGAAUUUGAUAUAAUUGUCAAUUGAAUCAACUACAACUAAUAUAAAUGAUAUGUCAUCAAUCAGUUUCAAUAUAGUUUAUGGCAGUAUAACCAAAAAGGUAACCAUCAAUAAAGCUAAUACCAUUCAACAAUUAAUUCAUGAAAGUUUUACUCUGUUUAAAAUUAAUCAUGAUAAAUAUCAAGGUAAAUUAAUCAUUGCUAAUUCUAAUAAAACUUUAGAUAAUUCGUUACCGAUUCGAUUAUCAUCAUUGAUUAAUAAUAGUAAAUUGAUAUUAAAAGUUGAAAAGAGAGAUGAAUCAAGUGAAAGUUUAUCAAAUCUGGGUAUUGAAGUUAAUAUUAAAUUAGCUAUAGCAGGAGGGAAAUCACUUAUCCAUAAAUUGAAUAAUCAAGUUACAUUAUUUGAAUUAUUAAAUCAAUUUGAUGAGAAAUAUAAAGGAGAUAUUGUUGUUAAAUCUGAUGAAUUGAAGUUUAAGAAUAUUCAAUUAUCGAUAUUGAAUUUGAAUUAUGGGUAUGAACAAUUUAAUCAACAAAAAUUAGAAUCUAUAAUUGGAAGGAAUGUGAAUAGUGUGGUGAUUAGAUUGAAUUAUAUUCAAGAUGAAGAUGAUCAGAAGAAAAGGAGAUUACAUGAGGAACAACAAGAGAUUAUUCGAUUACAAUUGAAACAACAAUCAGAACGUAAUUUGAAAAUUAAACAACAACGAGAGUUGGAAGAAGAACAAGCAAGAGCCAAGCAAGAGUUGGAAGAAAAGCAAAAGUCUAAGGAGGAGGUGGUUGAACCAGAAGAAGCAGUUGAACCAAUGGAAAUUGAUGAACCUUCAACCGUUACCGAUUCAACAGCAAAUGUAAGUCAACCUAAAACAAUUACGAAACGUAAGGAACAACCCGUUGAAGAAGAUCAAUAUAUUUAUGAACAACCUGAACUUAAGGAAACAUCACAAUUAUAUGUCCCAGAUACAACCAAAUCAAGCAAUUCCAAUAUCCCAAAUUAUGAGAAUCCUGAAGAAGAUUAUGAAAUGACAGUUAAUCAAGCUAUGACAUAUCAAAAGAUUAUUCAAAAUUCAGCUAUUCGGAAACCAUCUAAAGUUAUAAAGAAACGUCCUUCCAAAUAUCUUAUUAGAAUUAAAUUCCCGGAUGGGAAAUUAUUACAGAUAAAUUAUUUAACUAAUAUUGAAGAGAUUAAAUUUGGUCAAUUGAUUAAACGAAUUGAUACUUCAUUAAUGGGAGAUUAUAUUAAUCAUUAUAAUUUAAAAUUAAGUUAUCCUCCUUUCGUGAAGAUUGAUAUUAAUUUCACUACUAAUAAUUUAAAAUUGAUUGAUAUGAAAGAAUUUGAAUCAGAACAAGUAUCAUUAAUUUGGGAAGUUUCUGAUAAUAAUAUUGGAUCUAAUGGUCCAUAUAUUGAUCAAAGUAAGAUUAAUGAGAUUAAACAAUCAAGUGAAUUACCGGAAGUGUUAUUAGAGAGUCAUAGAAAGGAAUUACCCAGUGAUACUAGUAACAAAGUCCAUCAUAAGAGUGGUGAUGGUAGUAGUAGUAAUAGUCAUAGUAAUAGUAAUGAUAAUAGUAAUGAUACGAAGAGUUCAAGUACGGGGAAGACACCUAAAUGGUUUAAAUUUAAGUAAGUAAGUAUAUAGCAUAGUUAGAAGUAAUAUAAAAGUCAUCUCAUAUCUUUAACUUAGUUGUAUAA
Scheffersomyces coipomensis is the source of this 1852-nucleotide messenger RNA. RefSeq lists its product as uncharacterized. NCBI's taxonomy places the organism in Eukaryota, Fungi, Ascomycota, Pichiomycetes, Serinales, Debaryomycetaceae. Gene Ontology annotation, cellular component: vesicle membrane; cytoplasm; nucleus. The coding region runs from base 222 to 1787 and encodes 521 amino acids. The record is from RefSeq and is a predicted model, not a curated record. The transcript has a single exon. Gene Ontology annotation, biological process: intracellular protein transport.